CGCGUGUGUGCUGUCCGUGUUGCACAGGUCAGUGCGGAGCUAUAAAAUCUUUAAUCUUGUUUACAGUAACAUCACUCUCGGACAGCAAAGGAUGAAAGAAACAAUAAUGAACCAGGAGAAACUCGCCAAGCUGCAGGCACAAGUCCGCAUUGGUGGAAAGGGCUCUGCACGCAGAAAGAAGAAGGUAGUGCACAGAACUGCGACUGCAGAUGACAAGAAGCUUCAGUUUUCCUUGAAGAAACUUGGUGUCAACAAUAUCUCUGGCAUCGAAGAGGUCAACAUGUUCACAAACCAGGGCACAGUGAUCCACUUCAACAACCCUAAAGUUCAGGCAUCUCUGGCAGCAAACACCUUCACCAUCACAGGGCACGCCGAGACCAAGCAGCUGACGGAGAUGCUGCCCAGCAUCCUCAACCAGCUGGGGGCCGACAGCCUGACCAGCCUCAGGCGGCUUGCCGAGGCCCUGCCCAAGCAGGCUGGAGAUGUCAAAGCACCAAUUGCAGCUGGAGAGGAUGAUGAUGAUGAAGUUCCAGACCUUGUGGAGAAUUUUGACGAGGCUUCAAAGGAUGAGGCAAACUGAAGAACACUCCAAAACCCAAAGUUUCCUGACUUGACUGGGCAGCGUGGAGCUUGUUUUUUAUUUCUUUGUAAUGUUCUCUUUCUUUUUUGUAUCGUUCCCAUGUCUACAUCAAGUUUGAGAAAUGGAUGUAUUGUACUCUUCAGAUGUUUUUGGGUCUUCAAUCUUGGCUGCUUGUCCUGCAUUACUGAAUCCAGCACAUGUGAAGUCUGAUUAGAAUUGAACACAAUCUGGAAUAAAAAAUAAAUUUAAGAGAUGUUUAUUAAAAA
Molecule: messenger RNA, 846 nt
Organism: Conger conger (European conger)
Lineage: Eukaryota; Metazoa; Chordata; Actinopteri; Anguilliformes; Congridae
Product: transcription factor BTF3
Exons: 6
Coding region: 92-580 (162 amino acids)
Cellular component (GO): nascent polypeptide-associated complex; cytosol
Source: RefSeq, a predicted model, not a curated record